This is a messenger RNA of Oryzias latipes (Japanese medaka), 1984 nucleotides long. RefSeq names its product UNC93-like protein MFSD11. The record is from RefSeq and is a predicted model, not a curated record. Lineage: Eukaryota; Metazoa; Chordata; Actinopteri; Beloniformes; Adrianichthyidae.
AUUUUUGAUAAAGACGAAGAAGCAGCAGAGGAGAAAUAAAAAAACAAAAAAAAAAAACUUCUGACGGUUAGUGACGACAUCCGUGACGACGAGGCAGAGGGAAGCAACCACAUUGAACAUGUGUUUGGAGGAAUAAGAAGACAGCAUGGCAGACAGGAGGACUUACAACGUCGUGAUUUUAGGUUUGGGGUUUCUGUUCAUUUUCACCGCUUUCACCACCUGUGGAAACGUUGAACAAACUGUAGUGAAAAGUCUGGACAAUUCUACUUUUACUGGGAGUGGGUACCACAGUCUCGGCAUCAUUUAUGGAGUUUUUUCUUUCUCCAAUCUGAUUGCACCAACUGUUGUAAAAGUUAUUGGUGCAAAAGUGUCCAUGUUUCUGAGUGGUCUUCUAUACAGUGGUUACAUUGCAGUGUUUAUCAUCCCCUCCACCUGGUCCUUUUACUUGACCUCCGUACUUAUUGGCAUCGGAGCAGCCUUGCUAUGGACCGCUCAAGGAGAAUUUCUGAUAGAAAACUCAGAAGCAUCAACCAUCAACAGGAAUACUGGGAUGUUCUGGGCUCUCCUCCAGUGCAGCAUGCUGUUUGGGAAUCUGUACAUUUAUUUGGACUGGAAUGGAGAAACUGAGAUAUCAGAAAGCAGCAGGAGAAACAUCUUUCUCUUCCUGCUGGUGGCCUCUGUCCUCGGCACGCUCAGCUUCCUGGUGUUGAGAAAGAGCCACAACGAAGAGGAGAUGCUCUCCGAAGAAGAAGGGCAAUCGCUGCUCUCAGCUCGCACAAUGUACAAGAGCAGAGCAAACAGCGCACUGCAGGAUGCAAAGUCAGAAUUCAAAACCAUCCUGCACCUCCUGAAGACUAAAACCAUCCUGCUUCUGAGUCCUUGCAUGGCAUACAGUGGCCUGGAGCUGGCAUUCUACAGUGGGGUGUAUGGAACCUGUAUCGGAGCGACUACACAUUUUGGAGAAGCAGCCAAAGGCUUGAUCGGGAUCUCUGGGAUUGUGGUAGGCGUUGGAGAAAUCGUAGGUGGCGGCCUCUUCGGUCUGCUGUGUAAGAACAGCCGCUUCAGACGGACCUCUGUGGUGUUUCUGGGAAUGGUCGUCCACUUCAUCGCUUCCUAUUUGAUUUUCCUUAACAUCCCGGCUGAUGCACCCAUCGUCCUGGAAACCACCACGCAGCUGAGCCCGUAUCUGAACCCAAGCGUGUCCAUCGCUCUGCUGUGCAGCUUCCUACUCGGACUUGGAGACAGUUGCUUCAACACGCAGCUCUACAGUAUUCUAGGCCACGUCUAUGCCGAAGAAAGCAUGCCGGCUUUCGCCAUCUUCAAAUUCAUCCAGUCUGUUAGUGCGGCAGUGGCUUUCUUCUACAGCGGUUACCUCAUGCUGAUGUGGCAGCUCCUGCUGAUGGUCAUCCUGGGAUUCACUGGAACCCUCUGCUUCUUCGUGGUGGAAAGGAUGCAGGACGUAUUUGUGGAUCCACAAGAAUAUUAAGAUCUUCCAGCUACUUUUUUUUUUCCUUUUCUGGGAAACCUUUUCUACUUUUUUUAGCCAGAAAACCUAGAUUGUUUAUUUUUGUGUCAUUGCUUUAAGUUUAGACAGAAGGCUGCAGAGAAGUCUAAAGUAUCCCAUGGUUAUGAAGAUGUGCACAUCCUCCUUUUGCAGAUUUUCCUUAUCGCUCAGCUGUACAUGGAGGUUAUUUAUGUUUGAUCUCAUCAGCUGAGCUGCACUUGACUCGUAGGCUUUGAUAAUCCCUUUAUCUUGCUUUGUGCUGCCCCUCCAGCUCAGGUUUGUGGAAAAAAUAGUACAAGGUAAAGUCCUUAAAUAAAAAAAUCGCUUUAGUGUUCGUUUAUAAUAGUUAAAAGCUAAAACUUAAAUGUCUAUUAAUGCUUGACAAUCACUGCCUUUUGAUGUUUUUAUACACUUUUGAUAUUUGUAUUGCUUUCUUCUGUUUUGUGACCUUUCAGUGAAUAAAGGUUUUCCUAUUUUGAA